AUGGCUCCGGGGGCCGCGAGCGGCCUCAAUCCGAAUCUGAGCUGGCAGCAGGGCGGCGAUGUGCUCGCGUCUCUCGACGCCGGCCGCGAGGGCGAGGGUCCCGGCGACGGCGAGGUGCUGCCCGCGCGCCUGUCCUACGCCCAGCUCCGCUCCGGCGCCCUGCGGCUCGCCGCGGCGCUCGCCGUCCGGCUCGCGGCGGACGCGGGCGGCGCGCCUGAAGGCGCAGUGCUCGCCACGCGCAUGCGGCGGGGCAACGAGUGGUACUGCCUCUUCAUGGCGGCGUCGAAGCUGUGGGUUCCGCUCGCAGGGAUGAGCGUGGACCUGUCGGACAAGGCCGCGGAGGAGGCGCGCAACGCCCGCAUACUCGCGGAGCUGCGGCCGGCGCUGCUCGUCUCCAGCAGGGGCUGCGACAUGGGCGCCGAGGUGUCCUUCGGGCAGCUGUGGUCCGAGGGCGCCGGGAUCGUCGCCGAGUUGGCCGUGGCUGGCUGGACGAAGCAGGGCGCUCCGGGGGCUGGCCUGGCAAGUUCGGCGGCAUCCGCCACGCUGUGCUACUGCUUCACGGGAGGUAAAAGACCACUCGGACGACGCGGACGCCAGCGGGCCACCGUGCUGGAAGCUCUGAGCUGCAGCGGCAGAGGAAGGAGACAGCAUCUCGGAGCGAGCCCGAUGUGUGACCGAAACCUCAUCUUGAAACGCGAUUCCCCGACAGCCCUCAGGCCAGC
Molecule: messenger RNA, 722 nt
Organism: Prorocentrum cordatum
Lineage: Eukaryota; Dinophyceae; Prorocentrales; Prorocentraceae
Source: the annotation of a GenBank genome assembly